UACAUAUACAUAUAACAAACUUCCAAAAUUUUAACAGAUCAUAAAAUGUUUCCCUGAUUGGUACAUAUAAGAUGUUGUAUCCUAAUAUUUUGACAAUGAUUCAUUAGUUUUCUUUACCUGUCCAGUGUCCACAUUUACAUAGGGAGAGAGAACACAAAUAGUAAUACAAAGGAAAAAAAAGACAAGGGAGAUGACAUCAAACGGAACUCCAAGGAGAUCUCCGAACAUAAGACCCACACCACCACCACCGCCCACAGUCACCUUCGCCCGCCGGACUAGUUCAGGCCGGUACGUGGGCUACUCCAGGGACGACCUUGAAAGCGAGCUGGGCAGCACAGACUUCUCCAAAGAAUAUUUCACCAACUACCAUGUCCUCAUCCCUCCCACCCCUGACAACCGCCCCAUGGAACUUCUCACCAUGGACCCCUCCAUCUCCACCAAGGUUGAAGAACAAUACGUCUCCAACUCCCUCUUCACCGGCGGCUUCAACAGCGCCACUCGUGCUCACCUCAUGGACAAAGUCACUGACUCUGACACUCAAAUGCCCACCGCCGGUGCUGCCUCCAAAGGAGCAUCUCUCUGCACCGUCACUGGAUGUGACAACAAGGCCAUGGAUGUCAUUCCUUGCGAGUGUGACUUCAAGAUAUGCACUGACUGUUUCAAUGAUGCAGUCAAGCUCGGUGGUGCCGUCUGUCCUGGUUGCAAAGAUAUGUAUAGGAAUACAGAGAUGGAGGAGUUGUUGCUUGGUGCUGUCACUCCCGGGAGGCCGUUGUCAUUGCCGCCGCCGGCACCGACCAAGAUGCAGAGGAGCUUGUCACUGAUGAAUUCCAAGAAACAGUUGAUGAGGAGUCAAACUGGAGAGUUUGAUCAUAACCGUUGGUUGUUUGAGACUAAAGGGACGUAUGGGUAUGGGAAUGCUAUUUGGCCACAGGAGGAGGAGGAGGAUCAUGACGAUGAUGAGAUGGACGGUGAUGGUGGCCAUGCUCAUCAUCAUCAUCAUCACCAUCAUCACCCUUCUCAGCUUAUGGCUAAACCUUGGAGACCUCUUACCAGGAAGCUUAAAGUCCCUGCUGCUGUCUUGAGUCCUUAUAGACUUCUUGUUGUUGUGAGAAUGGCAGCGCUUGGGUUGUUUCUGGCAUGGAGAAUAACACAUAAGAACAAGGAUGCUGUUUGGUUGUGGGGAAUGUCUGUAGUGUGUGAGCUAUGGUUUGCCUUCUCAUGGAUUUUAGAUCAAUUGCCCAAGCUUUUUCCUGUUAACCGUGCUACUGACUUGUCUGUGCUCAAAGAGAAGUUUGAGUCUCCCGGACCAAAUAAUCCUGCAGGCAAGUCUGAUCUCCCUGGCAUCGAUGUUUUCGUCUCCACUGCUGAUCCGGAGAAAGAGCCUCCUUUAGUCACCUCUAACACCAUACUCUCCAUUCUUGCGGCUGACUACCCGGUGGAGAAACUAGCUUGCUAUGUUUCUGAUGAUGGUGGUGCAUUAUUAACUUUCGAGGCAAUGGCCGAAGCAGCUAGCUUUGCAAAUAUCUGGGUUCCAUUUUGCCGGAAACACGACAUUGAACCGAGGAAUCCAGAGAGUUACUUCAAUCUCAAGAGGGAUCCUUAUAAGAACAAAGUGAAGCCAGAUUUUGUGAAGGAUAGGAGGAGGGUGAAGAGAGAAUAUGAUGAGUUCAAAGUUAGGAUCAACGGCUUGCCUGAGUCUAUAAGGAGGCGGUCUGAUGCUUUUCAUGCUCGUGAAGAGAUCAAGGCCAUGAAACUUCAAAGAGAUCAGAAUGCUGGUGCUGGUGUUCAUGGGAAUGGAGAAGAACCUCCCAUGGAGCCUGUGAAGAUCCCCAAAGCUACUUGGAUGGCUGAUGGAACACACUGGCCUGGUACCUGGCUCAACUCAUCCCCUGACCAUACCCGUGGUGAUCAUGCUGGAAUCAUUCAGGUGAUGCUGAAGCCACCAAGUGAAGAACCAUUGACAGGGAAUGAAGAAGGGAAGAUGAUAGACUUAACCGAUGUGGACAUCAGGCUACCAAUGUUGGUCUACCUCUCUCGUGAGAAAAGACCUGGUUAUGACCACAACAAAAAAGCAGGGGCCAUGAACGCCCUCGUCCGGGCUUCUGCUAUCAUGUCCAAUGGACCAUUCAUGCUCAACCUUGACUGUGAUCAUUAUAUCUACAAUUCACAAGCUAUCCGUGAAGGCAUGUGUUUCAUGUUAGACCGUGGAGGUGAUCGCAUUUCCUAUGUUCAAUUCCCGCAGAGGUUUGAAGGCAUUGAUCCAUCUGACCGAUACGCUAAUCACAACACUGUCUUCUUUGAUGUCAACAUGAGAGCACUAGAUGGCCUUCAAGGACCAGUGUAUGUUGGCACUGGUUGCCUCUUCCGCCGCAUAGCUCUCUAUGGUUUCGAUCCUCCACGGUUGAAGAAUCGGAGUUCAGCUGUGGUGGUGGCGGCAUCAUCGGAGGAGACAAUGGCAUUGCGUAUGGGUGACUCAGAUGAUGGCUUGAUGAACAUGUCAACAUUUCCUAAAAGGUUCGGUAACUCGAAUUUCUUCAUUGAUUCAAUCCCAGUAGCGGAGUUCCAAGGCCGGCCACUGGCAGACCACCCAUCAGUGAAGAAUGGCCGGCCACCGGGCGCACUAACAAUCCCACGAGAUCUGUUGGAUGCAUCAACCGUGGCGGAGGCGAUCAGUACCAUCUCAUGCUGGUAUGAGGACAAGACAGAAUGGGGCCAGAGAGUGGGUUGGAUCUAUGGUUCAGUGACUGAGGACGUCGUCACUGGGUAUAGAAUGCACAACCGAGGCUGGAGAUCAGUGUACUGUGUGACAAAGCGCGAUGCAUUCCGUGGCACAGCACCAAUCAAUCUCACAGACAGGCUACACCAAGUGCUACGCUGGGCGACAGGUUCAGUCGAGAUCUUCUUCUCGCGCAACAACGCGCUGUUCGCCAGCCACAGGAUGAAGCUUCUGCAGAGACUUGCAUACUUGAACGUUGGUGUAUACCCUUUCACUUCAGUGUUCCUGAUCGUGUAUUGUUUUCUCCCGGCACUGUCGCUUUUCUCCGGGCAGUUCAUAGUGCAGAAUUUGAAUGUGGCUUUUCUCACCUACUUGCUGGUGAUCACGAUCACGCUGUGCAUGUUGGCAGUGCUGGAGGUGAAGUGGUCCGGGAUUGCACUGGAGGAGUGGUGGAGGAAUGAGCAGUUCUGGCUUAUUGGAGGGACAAGUGCACACUUGGCAGCGGUGUUGCAAGGGUUGCUCAAAGUGGUGGCUGGGAUUGAGAUAUCUUUCACAUUGACUUCUAAAUCGGCUGGGGAUGAUAUGGAUGAUGAGUUUGCAGAGCUGUAUGUGGUGAAGUGGACUUCAUUGAUGAUACCACCCAUCACGAUCAUGAUGGUGAAUUUGAUUGCCAUUGCUGUGGGAAUUAGUAGGACGAUUUACAGUGUGGUGCCACAGUGGAGUAAGUUGCUGGGAGGGGUGUUCUUUAGCUUCUGGGUGUUGGCUCAUAUGUAUCCAUUUGCAAAGGGGCUUAUGGGGAGGAGGGGGAGGACGCCUACCAUUGUGUUUGUUUGGUCUGGGAUUCUGGCUAUCGGUAUUUCACUGCUCUGGGAGGCCAUUAAUCCUUCUGAUCCUAAUAAUUCUCAGAUCGGUGGUUCAUUCACAUUCCCUUGACCACAGCUGCUAUCGAUUGCAUGCACGUGUGUACCUAGCCAAC
This is a messenger RNA of Dioscorea cayenensis subsp. rotundata (Guinea yam), 3692 nucleotides long. RefSeq names its product cellulose synthase-like protein D2. The record is from RefSeq and is a predicted model, not a curated record. Gene Ontology annotation, biological process: cellulose biosynthetic process; plant-type primary cell wall biogenesis. NCBI's taxonomy places the organism in Eukaryota, Viridiplantae, Streptophyta, Magnoliopsida, Dioscoreales, Dioscoreaceae. Bases 191 to 3649 code for a protein of 1152 amino acids. Gene Ontology annotation, cellular component: plasma membrane; trans-Golgi network. The transcript is spliced from 2 exons. Gene Ontology annotation, molecular function: cellulose synthase (UDP-forming) activity; mannan synthase activity.